AUGACGGUCCGCACGCAGUUGCUCAAUCCAUUCAUGCGGAUGCCGUGCAUGAAGAAGAAGAUCGUUGCGGUUCUGCCCAAGGGCGGACCUGCCGCAGACAACCCGAAGUACUUGAACUGUGUGGAGAAUGGCUUGGGCUUGAGAGAGUGGCUGGAGGAGUCGGGGCAUACAUUCAUUGCAACUGCGGACAAAGAGGGUUCCGAUUCAGAGCUUCAGAAAAAUCUGUCCGACGCCAAUGCCAUUAUAACGACUCCAUUCCAUCCCGCCUACAUGACCAAAGAGCUCAUCUCGAAUGCCUCAAACCUGGAGCUCAUCCUCACAGCAGGCGUGGGCUCUGACCACAUCGACCUGAAAGCCGCUGCCGACAAGGGCAUCACCGUGGCAGAGGUGACUGGCAGCAAUGUGGAGAGCGUAGCGGAGGAUGAGGUCAUGCGCAUGCUCAUCCUGAUGAGAAAUUUCGUGCCAGGCUAUCUGCAGGCCAUCAAUGAUGAAUGGGAUGUGCCAGCAAUUGGCGUGAAAGCUUGGGACAUCAAGGGGAAGACCGUGGGCACAGUGGGCGGCGGCCGCAUUGCUUACGAGGUCAUGAAACGCCUGGAGCCAUGGGGUGUGACUCGGCUGUACUUUGACCGCGAGCAGAAGCCGGACAAAUUCGACGACAUGGGUGUCACCUGGGAAAAAGACCUCGACUCGCUGCUGUCCAAGUGUGACAUUGUCACCGUCAAUGUGCCCCUCACCGACUCCACAAAGGGCAUGUUCAACAAGGAGGUGAUCGGCAAGAUGAAGGAGGGUGCGUUCCUGAUCAACAAUGCACGCGGUGCAGUUGUGGACCCAGAGGCAGUUGAAGAGGCCCUCAAGAGCGGCCAGUUGGGAGGCUAUGCUGGGGAUGUGUGGCCGGAGCAGCCGGCGCCGAAAGACCAUCCAUGGCGCCACAUGCCCAACCAUGCAAUGACUCCCCACAUCUCUGGCACCACUCUUGAUGCCCAGGAGCGGUAUGCGGGAGGGGUGCGCGAUAUGUUGGAAGCCUGGAUUGAGGAGAAGCCGUUUGAGGAGGAUUACUACAUCGUGCGCGAGGGGGAAUUGGCGUCUCAGUACCAGUGA
Coccomyxa subellipsoidea C-169 is the source of this 1098-nucleotide messenger RNA. RefSeq names its product formate dehydrogenase. Gene Ontology annotation, molecular function: formate dehydrogenase (NAD+) activity; oxidoreductase activity, acting on the CH-OH group of donors, NAD or NADP as acceptor; NAD binding. Bases 1 to 1098 code for a protein of 365 amino acids. NCBI's taxonomy places the organism in Eukaryota, Viridiplantae, Chlorophyta, Trebouxiophyceae, Coccomyxaceae. The record is from RefSeq and is a predicted model, not a curated record. The transcript has 9 exons.